AUGGAGCUGCAUAACCACAAGCUCUUUAUCCGUGAUAACAAAGACGUAUCGACACCUGUGGAUAGCGCCAUAGUGUUGAACCUGUUCGAUAGGUCUGACAUCGUCUCUCCCCGAUUCGUCCUCGUAGGAAUCGUCCCCGCUGUUUCGGACUGUGUUGAUACCGCGAAUUGGGUCCCACUUGAAUUUGGUGUCACCAAGGACGAGAGCCUUUGGUCUUCCAUGCUCAUUCAAGUUGUUCCCAUGCCCAGCGCCCCAGCUAGAUCAGCCAGUCUUGCUUUCAGCGAAUAUCACUAG
Aspergillus clavatus NRRL 1 is the source of this 294-nucleotide messenger RNA. RefSeq lists its product as uncharacterized. Lineage: Eukaryota; Fungi; Ascomycota; Eurotiomycetes; Eurotiales; Aspergillaceae. The transcript has 2 exons. The coding region runs from base 1 to 294 and encodes 97 amino acids. The record is from RefSeq and is a predicted model, not a curated record.